Molecule: messenger RNA, 7311 nt
Organism: Sphaerodactylus townsendi
Lineage: Eukaryota; Metazoa; Chordata; Lepidosauria; Squamata; Sphaerodactylidae
Gene: ULK1
Product: unc-51 like autophagy activating kinase 1
Exons: 17
Coding region: 9-2324 (771 amino acids)
Biological process (GO): protein autophosphorylation; axon extension; autophagy
Cellular component (GO): autophagosome; cytoplasm
Molecular function (GO): protein serine/threonine kinase activity
Source: RefSeq, a predicted model, not a curated record
CUGUGCCAAUGCCUUCGUACCCGAGCUCGGCCUCCGGGAGUUCCUCCAGCAGCUCAUCCACAUCCCAUUUAGCUUCUCCCCCUUCCCUCGCAGAGAUGCACCAUCUGCAGGAGAAGGUCCUGGCCUCCCCUACCCAGGAUUCUCCCGGCUUCCUGCACGGGUCGAAGGAGUCAGCAGGAAGCAGCAGCAAGAAUUCCUCCUGCGACAUCGAGGACUUCGUUAUGGUACCAGCCCAGUUUUCAAGUGAUAUCGUCGUGGAAGCUGCCGGAGGGAAAGCCAUCCAGGACAGCCUGAUGUGCAGCGGGAGUUCCCUGGUGACUUCAGCAGGUGUGGAAAGUCAGGGGAGGACUCCGUCUCCUUCGCCUCCGUACAGCAGCUCUCCCAGUCCGUCAGGCAGGCCUGGCCAGUUUUCAUCGGGCAGCAAGUACGGGCAUUCGGUCCCCAUCCCGGUCCCUACGCAGAUCCACAACUACAGGCGGAUCGAGCAGAAUCUUCAGUCGCCCAAUCAGUACCCUUCUCCACGGUCCGGUAUGGUCAGGAGGUCAAGUAGCACAAGUCCGCUCGGUUUCACCAAGGCCAGCCCUUCGCCUCCGUUUGUGGCCGGAGAGCAUGGAGCCAUGCCAGGUACCAGGAGGUUCUCCUUUGGCGGCGCAAAGCCUUAUACGCCAUCCCCGCAAGUUGGAACAAUCCCCGAGCAACCGGACCAGACCAUUAUCCCUUCUUCUCUUGGAGCAGAGAUGAGAAGCCGGGUGCCUGUGCCUGGUGCCUCCGUGCCUGACCCUUCCCAGCAAGGGAUGGGCUCUCGCCUCCACAGCGCCCCCAACCUGUCAGAUAUGCAUUCCUGCCGGCAGAAGAUCACCAAGCAAUACUCGGAUCCUUUGGUCGCCCAUUUCAGCCACUCCCCUCAGUUCAGCCACACGCCGGCCGGCCAGCCUGCAUCGGCUCACGGUCUUCAGCCUUGCCGCCCGCUGCGUUCUUCACCAAAGCUCUCUGAGUUUAUGCAGAGGAGCCCCUUGCCGACGAUCAUGGGCUCUCCAACAAAGGCCAUGUCCCCCUUCGAGUUCAACAAAACCCCCAGCUCCCAAAACCUGCUUGCCCUCCUGGCCCACCAGGGUGUCGUGAUUGCCCCAACGCGGAACAAGACUCUUCCGGACCUGAAGGAAAUGGGCCACUUCCACUGCCAGCAGGCGGGCCUCGGCCUGAGGCCAAUGGAAGAAGCCAAGGGCAGAUCGCUCAGUACCGGCCGCCUCACUGACCUCCUGUUGAAGGCUGCUUUUGGGGCCCAGAUCCCUGAAGGCGGCAGCAGCGACAGCUUGAAUAACGAGAAGCCCAUGGAGAUCACAGUUCCUUCAGCUGCCUAUGGAGGGAACUUGCCCUCCGGGGCCAGGGACGGGGGCUCGGCAAGUCCCUCCCCAGUGAUCUUCACGGUUGGAUCCCCUCCCAGUGGGACGACACCACCUCAGACCACCAGGACCAGAAUGUUUUCCGUGGGAUCUUCUAGCUCCUUAAGUUCUGGAGGAUCUUUCAGUGGACGACAUUUAAUCAUGGGAGCCGGCGCCGAUAUGCUGGAAGCCCCAUCGGGGCUCAGGUACACGUUUGCUGACCCCAUCACCGCCAACCUGGAAGGAACAGUCACUUUUGAGGCCCCUGAGCUUCCGGAAGAGACCCUGAUGGAGCAAGAGCACACGGACAUUUUGCGAAGCUUGCGGUUCACUUUGGCCUUUGUCCACUACGUGAUGGAGAUAGCGGCCAUCAAGGGGAGCACGAGCGAGAUGAACAGCUCCGUGGCCUCCGAAUAUCAGCUGCAGGAGAGUGUCGUGGCUGACCAGAUCAGCUUGCUCAGCAGAGAAUGGAGCUAUGCGGAACAGCUGGUGUUGUACCUGAAAGUGGCAGAACUCUUAUCCUCGGGCCUCCAGAUGGCGAUUGACCAGAUCCGGGCUGGCAAGCUGUGUCUCUCCUCCACAGUCAAGCAAGUUGUGCGGAAGCUGAACGAGCUGUACAAGUCCAGCGUGUCGUCUUGCCACUGCCUGAACGUGCGGCUGCAGAGGUGGUUCUUGGAUAAGCAGAAGCUGAUGGACCGCAUCAACAGCAUCACUGCAGAGAAGCUCAUCUUCAGCCAUGCAGUGCAGAUGGUGCAGGCAGCAGCGCUAGACGAGAUGUUCCAUCAUCGAGAGGACUGUGCGCAAAGAUAUCACAAGGCGUUGCUGCUCAUGGAGGGACUCUUGAACAUCAUCACAGAGCAAGGGGACAUUGAGAACAUUAAUAAAUGUAAAAUGUGCAUCGAGCGCCGACUCUCGGCCCUGCUAUCCGGGAUCUGUGCAUGACAGUGAGCCCUUGCCCUGCAGAUCGGCCGCUGUUGGUUUCUCAGGCGCUCUCUGCUGAGAGGGAAAACACAAACUCCAUUCAGACCAGUCUCUGCCGCAUGCGAGGAGAUCCCUUCUGGGUCUGGAUUGCCACUGCUCAUCUUCCCUCUUCAGGAAUGGCAGCGAGGAUGAUCCCGGGCCUUUUGCCACAACGUAAACGGAGAGAGGGGCGCAAAUAGACACCGGGUGGGCAUGCCCCUCUUCCCUUUUGGCAGCAGAUACUGGAUGAAGAAUGAAACGUCCUCCUUCACGUUUCCCCUCCGGAGGAUGGGCUACCACUGGGCUCCACCCCCUUGGUGAGCCGAGAUGCUCUAUCGCUUUGGGCUCCAUUGCUGGCGGUGGAUGCACCAAACACUUUCACUGGUGGACAGAAGGAGUGGGUUGGGGGGGCGUGUCAGUGGUUGGUUAGGAGGGCCAUUCUGCAAUCAGGUCCUCUUUCCUGACUUCGCUGAUAGCCAAUCUCUUGGGGGCUUUCGGAAGAAUUGUCUCUCCUACUGGUUGUCUCCCUCCUCUCAACAUCCAUUCAUGCAUUUCUGUGUUGGCGGCAUGGGAAUAGAAGAGGCGGUCGACGUGGCAGGGGCGGCAAAACAGCAACUCCUCAUUUGCUUGGCCGACUGCAGCUUUUGUCCUCCCAUAGCAAAGCUGGAAUCUGCUUUCAGGACAGAGUGUAAUGGGAAGGGGGCAUUCCUUGCCCGCCACGUGGGAAGAGCAGCCAAGAGAUUUUUUAAAAAAUUUAAAAUAGAUCUUUAUCUACAAACUGUUUGGAGCAGCAGAAGUCAACUGUGAACUGUCUCGCAUCAGCUUCAAGAAGCCAAAAUGUGUUAUAGAUAUUUUCUUCUUCACCCAAAGGGGAAAAUCCUGCCGAUACACGGGUCGAACCCCCAUCCCCUCGUUCCGUUCGCCACGUAUCCAGCAUGAGAAAACAUCUGUGGGGUUUCUAGCUUUUCAGCCGUGGGUCUGGAAUUAAAACCCUCUUUCUGGGGAAGAACACAUACACUCACACAUACACACACAAAAGCUUUGUGAAUCAAAGGAGCACUUUACAGACUGUUUGAACUUGACCUUUGGGCAUUGCAUCCCACCGUGAUCCAAGGACACUGUCGCUUCUCAGAAUACUGUUCUAGUCCUUCUAUCCCUUCUGCCCGUUUGUUGAUAUAUUGUCGGGUUGAUUGGCUGUUGGGUUUGGGUAUUAUUUUUUAAAAGAUUGCACUACGAGUGUGUAUGAGUGUCUGCGCGUAUGUAUAUAUUAAUACGUAUUCCUGGCGUUGAUAUGUAUUAAUGUGUAUAGUAUAUAAUGCGUUAUACGUGUUUUAAUUGUACUGUAUCUUCUGCUUGCAAGGAGGAAGGACAGAAACCAGUCACGCAGCCUGCUUUCUCUCCGGGAUCAGCUGCACUAGUAGAAGAAAUAGUUUGCUUUUAACUUUUUUUAAGGUUGGCUUUCCUCCCCACCCACCCCCAACAGACAGACCGUUGAUAGCUUAGAGACACAUCUUGCCUGCUUGUGAGAUAACAAAAUGUGUUCUUUUAUUUUUGUUUUUAAAAACAAAUCAGAUUUUUUCAAGCUGUGUAUUUUUACCUUCAUCGAUUUUUCUAGGUUCAAAGCAACUACAUAGCCAAAAAGAAAGGAGGUGCGGUGUGUGUGCAUUUUUGUGUGUGCACCUGUAUAACUGUGUGUUGUCUGUGUGGGCAGAGGGUGUUCGGUUGCAUGCUGAUGCGUGAGAGAUGGUCUUGCCUCGUGGGGGGUGUGUUUCAUGCGUGUGGUUUUUAUAGAAUGGAUCUGAUUCACAGCAGUAUUUUUUUUUUCAGGCUGCGAAGCUACCCUUGGCAAGCAAAAAUCUUCACUUUGAAGGUGGGAGGGGGUGUCAGGUGUGUUUAUUUGCACAAGACAGGCAUGGUCAUCCUCAUUUGUUUUCCAGCAUGUCGGCAUAUAUAUAUUUUUUUGGCAUGUUCUUUUCUCUUUGAAAAUAUGCAAGGAACAACCCCAUUGACCUGGGAAGCCGGAGCUAUCCGUGCUGAUAGAUGGACUGGCGCCAGGGAAGAGAAUGCAAAAAAUAAAUAGGUAAACCCCACCCAAGACAACAUCCAGAAGUCUGCAUAACUAGUACGCUUCGUGGAAUCUGCGGCUUGCAACGGCUCCUGUGUGCCGUCUGUGUUGUUGCCCGUUUGGGCCACAGUUUUGUUCUGCGGUGACUCUUGUCAUGCCUAAGCCAUGUUCAGUAAAAGGAAGAGUUGGUGGCCCUUGCGGGUUUCAGAAAGGAUGGUUGGCUGUGCUCGCAAUGCCUUGGACAGGGUUGUUGGACUUCACCCAAGCAUUACAUCGCUAGCACUGCUGCUGUUUGUUGUGGUCGGAUCUACUCAUCGUUUGCCAGUUAUUUUACCAGGCUGAGAGUUGGGAUCACUGUUGCUUAUUGUUUUAUGGGCACCCUCAAAAAGCCCUGCUUUGGCCCGACAAAUCCACACCACCAGGAAGUACAUAACAAGCAAUCUUCCUCUCCAGUUCCUGUUGUUGAUUCUCCGUCUCCCUUCCCUGUGCUUUCUCUCCAUUCUGACGAAUAUAACCAAAUAUUUUAAAAGAUGGCAUGGGGGUUGCAGGGAGAAGCUCACUAAACAAAAGUCAGAGCCUGCUUUGUAUCCAGCAGUCCAUGUACUCUCGUACGUGAUUUAGUCUCUCGUACACGAUUCGGAUUGGAAGACAAAGCCUGGAAGCAUCUUUGGCCUGCCGAAUUCCACCCCCGCCUCGUGGAUGGCCACUAAAAGAAGGACUUCUGCUUGACUGGCAAACCGGAGCUUGUUGCAUAGUUCAAAGUAGCAAACUGUGGUUUGUACUCGGCUGUACUGUUUUGAAAUCAAAGCACGUAGGGAAGGAGGGAGACCAUAGCCUUGGAUCCCAGAUGUACCUACUCCCCUCCCCCCCCAGAGAUUAUAAAAAAUCUUUUCCGGGGGGGGGGGUCAAGGGACCCUCUGAACAGCUCUUGGGGCAAAGUGGUGGAGGAUUCACAGAGGUAGGCUCAUUCCGCACAUGCAGAAUAAUGCACUUUCAAACUGCUUUCAGUGCUCUUUGAAGCUGUGUGGAAUGACAAAAUCCACUUGCAAACAGUUGUGAAAGUGGUUUGAAAAUGCAUUAUUUUGCGUGUGCGGAAGGGGCCGAAGAGUGGAGUCAGUCCCCUCUUCCCCUGAUACAAGGGCCUUCCAUCUCCAGAAGCAGGGUGUAGGAUCCAAGGUUUAGUAUUUCUGUUUUGGUGUAACAAGAAACAAAUAAAACAAACUGGUUUGUCACAAAGGCAGGUGUUAUUAGCCAGCAGGCCAUGCCAGGCUCCUUGGUCUGACAACAAGCCAUUUUGAGUCGUAACACGUGAACGAUCUCUUCGUGUUCCUGUUCUAUUUUAACGUUGAACUGGCGCAUCUUUCCUCUUUGCCUCUAUGUAGUGCAGUUCCUCCACAAAAUUACAUUGGCUUCCCAGGUUGGAAAUGUCUUUGGUCUGCCGCUCAAUUAAUUGCAAUAGGAUUUUAACAUAUUAAUCAGUUACCAAUCAAAUCGGAUUAAAUUUGCAUAGGAAGAAAACCAUCGUUUUGGGGAAACAACCCUCCCUUUUAAAUUAUUGUUCUCCAUAUUGCAGCCACUGCUGUCUUAGAAGAGGCAUUCCCUUCUGUGCGUGCGUGUGUGUGUGUGUGAGGGAGGGAGAAGUGGGUUGCCUCUUCAGAGAUGACACGGAUAAUCUGCAACGUGUUUUUUUCUCAAUGGUGCGCACACAUGCGCUGAAGAAGAGGCACAGGUGGUUUUGAGAAAGCAAAAAAGAAACGCCUCUUCCAAAAUGGCGGUCGCCACCUAUAGUGGUUGUCAAAAAAAAAGUUACGUUUUAGCCCAGCCAGUUAAUCGGGGGUGCCAUUUUAGUCACCUGAAAUCUUUUAAUUUCGCCUAACCAGACCUUUUCAACAUUGCGGCACUGGAGCCAAGUAACAACCUUGUAACGAUAUCUUGGAUUGCUACCGGUUUGAUUUAGUGUGUUGAAAUCCAGCAGGCCUGUAGAACUGAACGUGCAAACUGUCUGGAAAUGCAUAAGGAGCUGACGAAAAUGCAUAAUGAGGUACCCGCAAAUGCAGCCGCCGAAGCCCUCUGCACUGUAAGUUUUUCUUCGCAAUCCUGCAGAUGCUCCCAAUAUCUCUACUAGCUAUGCUGGCAGCUUCUCUCCAGGGUUUGCUUCAAAAAUAAAUACACCCCCCCCCCCCGCCUCCUCUUAAGGAACGACAAGAUGUAGACACUAGCGUUUUUUACAGCUACACGUUUAACUAAACCGCAUCCUUUCUGCCAGCUUGCCACUAACUUUCCAGCUCUCCUUAGUUACUUGAAUGUCUCAAAAUUAUCCGCAUUUGACCUAGGCAUUGCUCUCCCACCCCCACCAACCACGUGGUUUACAGAUGUUGAACCUAUAUAUAAAAAUAUUUCUCAAUACUUGAAAUGUAGCCACUUAUGCUUGGAUUAAAAACAAACAAACGAAGCGAGGCAUCUUUUGCCGCCCGACUGGUGAUUUUAAUUUUUUUCCCUCCCCCCCUAAACUUAACUGCAUGUAGCAUGAAACGAACUUUUCUUUGGGGUGGGGGAGGUGGAAAUAUAGUAUUUAUUGCUUUGUUAAGUAAGGAAUAGACAAGGGGCUUUUUAUAUAUAAAAAAAGAAAACCCAAGCAGAAGUGGCUAUCGUAGUCUAUUCACUAUUGUUAAUGGAGUUGUAACUGUUGUAAAUGUCCGUAUGUAGCGUCUUCAAUUAGAUUUCAAGAAACCUCAAGCGUGUGUAUCUUCAGGUUUGUGAGGAAGUUGUGUGCUGCUUGGUGUUCACAUGGCUACGCUUGACAACGUUGUCCUUUUUUAUCACUAUUUUGUGUCUUGUGAUUUUUUUUUUUUGGCUUUAAAUUGUAUAAUGCCAACUUAAGGAAAUAAAUUGGUUUCUAAUUGU